AUGAGCGGCAGGGGCCGCAAGGGCGGAUGGGGUGAGCAGAGCUUCCAUGCGAAAGGCCAGAAGGGCCAAAAGGGCCAAAAAGGAGCUGGGAAGGGCAAGGGCCAGAAGGGCCAGAAGGGAAAGGGGGGAAAGGGAGGUCCACGAGAAUCGGAGGAACUGCCAGAGGAACGACGCCGAGUGUUGCUGGGCGAGUUGGAGGCCUUGGCUGCAGGCACCGAGACCGGUGCGGUCCCUCGCGUGGGGGAUCGCGUCCUCCUGCAAGUUCUGGGCAAGGAUCGCGCGGAGCUGCACGGCCGUGUCGGGACGGUUCGAGGCGUCCUUCCUGGUGCCGCUGCCUUCACGGUGCGACUCGAAGAGGGGGCGACAAACCCGGACGGACUGUCACUGUGCGGAACGGCGAACGGAAGCGGCUUAAGGGAGGUGACGGCCUCUGCAGAGGACCUUCGUGUGGUGGAGGCGCUUGGGGCACUGCCGGAGACCUCCCUGACUUUCCCCAAGUCCUUGACGGGCCUGGAAAGGAGGUUCGUGCACGAAGCGGCCGAAAGUCUGGGCCUCGUCUCGCAAUCCUUCGGCCAAGGCCCCGAGCGCUACAUCACCGUCUUUCGCCCUGCCCAGGGAGCCCCUGCCACUGGCGUGGAGUUUGCGCAGGAGCCGGAAGCGGGAGCAGCCGAGGAUGACGCGGAAGCGGAAGUUUGGAUCUCGGGAGUGGUGCUGGAUGAAGGGAGCCAAAGCUUGCUGAAGAGCGUUGUUGGAGUGCCCCACGACUGGCACGUCUUCGCCGAUCGCUGUGAGCUAUGCCGCGGGCCUUUGAGCAACCCGAAGCCACUGGCAGCCAACUUCAAGCGAUCCGUCACCGCAGAGGCCAGCAAAGAGCUCCGACGCCUGCGCCCCGCUGCGGUUUGCGAGAUGCGCGUGGCCACACUGGCCCGAGGCCUGCAGAGCUCUCUCUCUGAAGCUGUCGAAGCUGUCGGCGAAGCUGUCGGCGAAGCCAUAGUGAAGCCCUUCCUGUCCUGCGACGAAGGGAUCGCCGUCGGCGUGCUGGGGCUGCCGACCUUGGAUCGGAAUCCGCAUGUGCUGGUCGCUGCUCGCGGAGCACGGAGUGAGAAGUGUCUCAGCGGCGUGCGCUGGGAGCCUUGGACGGGGGAAGCCCUCCUCCUCCGCGGCCAGCUGAAGCAAUGGCACAAGGCGGAGCUCUUGGGCGAGGAGCCCGAGGCCAGGGGCUGGACGGAAGAAGGAGAGAGCUCUUCGCUGGGCGCCCUGACACUGGCGGACCUGAUCACCCCAGCCGGAGCUUGGCAGAAGCGACGUCGAGCCCGCAAUGGCAACGGGCCUCUCUGCGUGGCCGACUUCUGGGGACCGCCGCAGGCACCGCCAGCUGGGUUGCCGGGAACCUCCGAGGCAGCUGUCGUCUUCGGCGCUCAGGCCGAGAAAAGAAGAACGGGCGAAAAAGGCUCCGCGUUUCUAGCUGUGGCAGCUCCGAUCAGCGAUUCGGAGGCGGCGGCACUCCCGGCGCUGUGGCGGGGACGCUCGGUCGUGGAGCUGGGCUGUGGAACCGGCUAUGUGGGGCUCCUCCUGGCGCAGUUGGGCGCCCGGGUGACGCUCACGGACCUGCCGAAGUUCCAGGAAGCCGCCGCCGCCUCCAUCCUCAGCACGGGACCCCACAUCAAGCCGCCGGGCAGGGCCAGCUUCUGCUGCCUCGACUGGUCUCGCUUGGACGCGAACGCCCGGGCGCUGCUGCGCAGCGCCCACGUCCUCGUCGCCGCCGAGCCGGUCACCUGCCAGUGCUCCGAAAGGGACUUCCUGAGCCUCCUGGAGGCGGUGCUGGGCGGAGGAUCCCUCCUUUGCCCUCGGCUCGAAGGUUUCCUCGUGGCGCACAAGCACCAGCAGAACUUCUGCAUCGGCGGUUACAGCGCGCCUUCGCGCGAAGCGGCACCGGGCAUCGUCCUUUCGGACAGUUGCGACCGCUGCACCUUCCGCCGAAAGCUGCAAGAUGCAGGUGCUUCCAUCGGCGCCUUCGCCAUCGAACCCCCAAGGGAGUUUGCUCACCCCUUCGUCGAGUGCUGGGAGAUCCGUUUGCCGUGGAGAUGA
Molecule: messenger RNA, 2088 nt
Organism: Symbiodinium sp. CCMP2456
Lineage: Eukaryota; Dinophyceae; Suessiales; Symbiodiniaceae
Source: the annotation of a GenBank genome assembly